GCGGCCACAGGGAAAACCAAACCCCGAGUGUCCGGAGAGUAACCGGAAGUGCCCUCCCAGGCAGAGGGGUGGCGCCGGCUGCAGCCGGGGAGAGGGAAGAAUUGAGUAUCGUUAGUAACUAUGGACUGGAGACCUUUUGGAGCCAAAAGGAAGACAGUCUUGAGUCUUUCUUGUUAUGGGUUGUAAAUACCACAUAAAGAACGAGUGCAUGUGAUGCUGGAAACUUGUAAAGAGAAACUGCUCAUGACUGAAAGGCCUAAGACAGAUGUAUCUUUCAAGCUCUUAUCGAGAAAAUGACUAUGAAGAAAAUGAUGGGUCAGGAAGACCAGUGGAAAACUCCCUAGGAGAGAGCCAUAGAAAAUGUCCACUUCAGAAGAGAGAUAUAAUCAGAGAACUCAAAAAAGGAAAAUAUAUCAUGUAUGCCCUCAGAAGGGUAAAAAGAUUUUUAUUCAUGUGCAUGAGAUUACUCAAAUAGAUGAUCAGAUAUACCAGUGCCUUGAAUGUGAACAAAACUUUUGUGAAAACUUAGCUCUUAUUAUGUGUGAGAGAACCCAUACUGGGGAGAAACCUUAUAGAUGUGAUAUGUGUGAGAAAACCUUCAUCCAAAGCUCAGAUCUUAUUUCACAUCAGAGGAUCCACAGUUCUGAGAAACCUUAUAAAUGUAGCAAAUGUGAGAAGAGCUUUUGGCACCACUUAGCCCUUUCAGGACACCAGAGAACGCAUGCAGGUAAAAAAUUCUAUACAUGUGAUAUCUGUGGCAAGAAUUUUGGUCAGAGCUCUGAUCUGCUUGUCCAUCAGCGAAGCCAUACAGGCGAGAAACCGUAUCUGUGUAAUGAGUGUGAUAAAUGCUUCAGCCAAAGUACAAACCUCAUAAGGUACCGAAGAACUCACACAGGUGAGAAACCGUUUAAGUGUCUGGAGUGUGAAAAAGCUUUUAGUGGGAAAUCCGAUCUUAUUAGCCACCAGAGAACUCACACUGGUGAAAGACCCUACAAAUGUAAUAACUGUGAGAAAAGUUACCGACACCAGUCAGCCUUCAUUGUUCAUAAAAGAGUACAUACUGGGGAGAAGCCCUAUAAGUGUGGUGCCUGUGAGAAAUGCUUUGGCCAGAAAUCUGACCUUAUUGUACACCAGAGAGUCCACACAGGUGAGAAGCCAUAUAAAUGCUUGGAAUGUAUGAGAAGUUUUACCCAGAGUGCCAACCUCAUCAGGCACCAGGCAACUCACACUCACACUUUUAAAUGCCUUGAAUAUGAGAAGAGCUUCAGCUGUAGUUCAGACCUUAUUGUGCAUCAAAGAAUUCACAUGGAAGAGAAACCACAUCAGUGGUCUGCGUGUAAGAGUGGCUUCCUCUUAGGCAUGGACUUCGUUGCCCAACAGAAAAUGAGAACUCAGACAGAGGAGCUGCAUUAUAAAUACAGUGUCUGUGAUAAAAGCUUUCAUCAGAGCUCAGCCCUUCUUCAACAUCAGACAAUCCACAUCGGUGAAAAACCAUAUAUCUGUAAUGUGCCUGAGAAAGGUCUUGAGCUCAGCCCUCCCCAUGUAUCAGAAGCCUCACAGAUGUCUUGACCAGACAAGAAGUUGUUAUACC
This is a messenger RNA of Capra hircus (goat), 1591 nucleotides long. RefSeq names its product zinc finger protein 322-like. Bases 361 to 1569 code for a protein of 402 amino acids. The record is from RefSeq and is a predicted model, not a curated record. Lineage: Eukaryota; Metazoa; Chordata; Mammalia; Artiodactyla; Bovidae. Gene Ontology annotation, biological process: regulation of transcription by RNA polymerase II. Gene Ontology annotation, molecular function: DNA-binding transcription factor activity, RNA polymerase II-specific; RNA polymerase II cis-regulatory region sequence-specific DNA binding. The transcript has a single exon.